This is a messenger RNA of Clunio marinus, 858 nucleotides long. Lineage: Eukaryota; Metazoa; Arthropoda; Insecta; Diptera; Chironomidae. The record is from the annotation of a GenBank genome assembly.
CAUAAAAUGCCUUUAAUAAUUAUGGUAGGAUGUCCUUCAAGUGGCAAAUCAUCUCGUUCUCAGGAACUCAAAGAGUUCUUUGAAACAUCCAAAGGAAAAGUAGUACACAUCGUUAGUGAAAAUGAAAUAAUUAAAAAUUCUGAAAUAUCAAAAAACGAAGUUUAUGAAAACUCUUCAAAGGAAAAAAUGAUUCGAGCUGACUUAAAAUCGAAUAGUUUAAGGAAAUUAAAUAAAAACGAUCUAGUAAUAAUUGACGGAGGAAACUAUAUUAAAGGAUACCGGUAUGAAAUUUAUUGUGCAAGUAAAUCAGCCAGAUCCACUCAGUGCACAAUUCAUUGUGCUGUGACAAGAGAGAAGUCAUGGGAGUUCAAUGAAAAUCGUAAAGAUAAAAACGAAGUAUAUGUUCGCGACAUUUUUGACGCUCUUUGGAUGAGAUUUGAGGAGCCAAUAUCAACAAAUCGAUGGGAUUCGCCAUUAUUUGCAGUGACACCUGAUGAUCAACUGCCUUUUGAAGAUAUUUAUAAUGCAAUUUACGAGAAAAAACCUCCAAGUGCUAACCAAUCGACUCAAAAUCCUCCAACACAAUCAACAAAUUAUUUAUUCGAACUCGACAGAAUAACGCAAGACAUUGUCACUGAAAUCACAGCUGCCAGAAAACUCGGCAGCAUUGGAUCAGUUAAAGUAAAAGACUCAACUGAAACUGUAAGCAUUUCUUCAGAUAUCAACGCAAGUCAACUCAAUCGCAUGCGACGACAAUACCUCAACUACAGCAAACAACAUUUAGACACUGCAGGCGAUCUCGUUAAGGCACCGACAUUAUUUGUACAAUAUUUAAAUACAGUGUUGAGUGAUUUAUAA